UUGUAGGUGCCACCAAACAAGCACAAACAAUAAGAAUGGUAGGAGUAGCACGUUUUAGUACCGCUGCUGCCAGACUGGCAAGAACAAAGGGUUACAGAGUUGCGAGAGAUGUGGAGCUCAGAAAGCCAAUUCUUCCAACCAUAGACAACAUCAAAGUGAGAGAUGACCACCCACUAUGGGAGUUUUUCCACAAAAAGAAAUUUGUCCGUUCUCCAGAUGAGUUGGAUGUGCAGGGGAGAUCUUGGAAGGUGCAGGAUUUGAGGAAGAAGUCAUUUGAGGAUUUGCACGCUCUGUGGUAUGUGUGUUUGAAAGAGAUGAACAGGAUACAGAGAGAAGAGGUCAUCUACGAAGACAUCGGGAGUGCAAAGAUGCAGCAGUGCAUGCAGCUCGAAACUGCAAUCAAAGACUCCAUGCUUUCCAUCAAACAGGUGUUAACUGAAAGAGAGGCAUCUUUGGCAAAUGCGAAGGCAGAAUUCAAGGUUGUUGGUGCUGAGUACCUUCAAGAAUUCAAGCAAUCAUAUUUGGACAGUGAGAAUGUGGAAACGGACGAAUGGUUUGACAAGCUAGAAAGAUUACAGUAUGCUAUCUACGGUAUCAACUCAACUUACGAAUCUGUCGUUAUCAAUGAGGAGUUCUUACAAGGUAUCAAGUACAUUUCCUCCUUGUACUUUGAAAAGUUCUCGGAAAAGAGUGAAGUGAAAAUUGAGAGCCUCAGAGAUAUUGUUGAAGUGUACAAGAUCUUCGAAAACGGUUCGACGCUGGAAGGCUUCAAAGUUGCAUGUGAAGGUAUAUUAGAAUAUAGGGAGAGCGAUUUGGUUAUUCCUCCAUCCAAGGAGAUCAUGGUUAUCCAGAAUUUGGUCGACGAGAAGAUCAGCGAGGCAAACCAGAUUGCUGAGCCAGAAGAAGUUGCCGAACAACCAAAGACAACUGUUUAGACUCCUGUGGAUGAUGGUUGAAUGAUUAUUUUGAUAAUACACCUGUAAAUAAAUAUAUACACAUAAUUAAAAAUGAAAACGUCUAUAACUGUACAAGGGAAAAAGAUCUCACACCUGGAUUUU
Messenger RNA from Pichia membranifaciens NRRL Y-2026, 1058 nucleotides. RefSeq lists its product as hypothetical. Gene Ontology annotation, molecular function: structural constituent of ribosome. The transcript has a single exon. Gene Ontology annotation, cellular component: mitochondrial ribosome; mitochondrial large ribosomal subunit. The record is from RefSeq and is a predicted model, not a curated record. Lineage: Eukaryota; Fungi; Ascomycota; Pichiomycetes; Pichiales; Pichiaceae. Gene Ontology annotation, biological process: mitochondrial translation. The coding region runs from base 36 to 935 and encodes 299 amino acids.